AGGAGGAACGCAACAGAAAACCAGUCCAGAGCCAGAAAUCCACCAACCGGAGAAGAGAAUCUCUCCCUCCCCUCGCGCUCCAGCGCCCGCGUCGUCGUCCCCCUCCUCGUCCCCUUCCCCGCUCCAGCGGAUUCGAAUCCGCUCGGGGCCGGCCGGAUCCCGCUCGCCCCAUGGCGGAGGGCUUCGGGCGCUGGGAGUCGGAUCCGCUCUUCCCCGCGGCCGAGUGCGUGCAGGACUCCGCCGACAGGAUGGACGGUGUCUACCGCUUGCUUUUGCAUGAAAAGAAAGUUAUACAAGAUGACACUUCAGAUGCAAAACUUCAUGCACCGAUACAGUAUGAGAGAGAUGUGGCUACUGCUCUCGGAACUACCAAGUGGCAGUUAGAGCAAUUUGAGAGGGAGGUGAAUGCAGCUGCAUUCUCUGAUAAGUCAACUUCAAGGGAAAAUGCAAUCUUAAAGUUCAGGCAAUUCAUUAGAGCUAUAGCUGAGCAAAUUUCUGAGGUGGAAGAAAGCUUGAAGACUCUUAGGACAGAUUUCAGUAGAACUCCGAAAUCUCCAUACUCCUCAAGUGAACAGGAUGGAGAUGGGCUGGCAUCUUUCCUUUCUGGUGGCAACAGUCAUAGUCAUGCAUACUACUCCACUGAUACAAAUGAAAUUACUGAACUUAAGCUCGACAGUGCACCUAUGGUAAAUGGUUAUCAUUCUGCCCAAGAACAUACAACACGUGAACUCAGAUAUUCAGGAAAUGAUGUGGAAGGGGCAUCAAAAUUGCAAUGUUCACGUGGAGAAAGUGCAUCCGAAGGAGAUCAUUACGGUAGCACUUUGUGUAGUUUGGAUGCUGAUGAUUCGUUAGGUACAAGCCAUCAUUACAAGAACAAACUGAGCAGUCAGUACCGCAGUUUUAUGAGAAACUUAUGGUUUACGAAUAGAGACCAUCAGAGCUUUACAAAGAGGAGGAAAGAUGGAGAAGUUGUUGAUGGCUUGAGAAAUGGAAAUAUAUUACCUCCCUUCAACCUACGUACAUCAGGAAGGACUACGUAUUGCUGGCCUGAACUUAUCAAGAGAACAUUAAGUAGAUCUGAAUAUUCUACACGCUACAAUCACCCUCAACUUUUUGUAGCAACAUCACUACUAGUUGCACUUGCUGUCCUUGGCUUGCUGGUUUUGCAUGUCAAGUGAGGUGAAUGCUGCGACAUGUAUCUAAUUUUGGUCCCUGUGUAUGUAACAAUCACUGCGCUCGGAGUACCCUCAUGUAUGUAUGUAUCAGCCGCUGCGUUGCAUCGCACAAAGCAGUCUGUCUGAUGGACGGUUCCCUGUGAAGAAGGAUCCAUGGGCUUCUGAUCGCCAGACGAUGCAGACAGAGGUUUGCCUACGUUUUUGCGCAGUUGAUAACUGUGGUUGGCUCCUCGGUGGCGCGACCCAGCACCGGAGGAGGCUGUGAUACUCCCGCUAAUUGUCAUUUUCUGGGUCCAAAACCACUGUACCAUGCUGAUGCCAUUGUGCUAAUCAACGAUUGCCAGAUCGGUGAGAUGAACAGUUACUGCAGAUUUUGAUUGAUUGUGGCAACCUCAAUGUUAAUAUAUUUCUCGCGAAAUGAAAAGUCCACUUGAACCGAGCUGAUUCAUUGUACCAUAUGCUGAGUUGUAAACUGCCUGUCUCUACCUGGUGAUUGAAUAAAAUAAAUCUGCUUUGCUCAUGGUGCCCAA
Triticum dicoccoides is the source of this 1705-nucleotide messenger RNA. RefSeq lists its product as uncharacterized. NCBI's taxonomy places the organism in Eukaryota, Viridiplantae, Streptophyta, Magnoliopsida, Poales, Poaceae. The record is from RefSeq and is a predicted model, not a curated record. The transcript has 5 exons. Gene Ontology annotation, cellular component: membrane. Bases 171 to 1178 code for a protein of 335 amino acids. Gene Ontology annotation, biological process: Golgi vesicle transport.